AUGGCCGAGGGGGCGGCCCCGGGGGGACCUGGCGAUCCUGCUUCCCAACGUUUCCUCUAUGAGGUGCCGGCCUGGGUCAUGUGUCGCUUCUACCAAGUGAUGGAUUCCUUGGAGUCGGCCGACUGGCACAAGUUCGCAUCCCUCAUCGUUCAGGACCAGACAGAGCUUCGGCUGGGAGAGCGUUUUCACGACCGGACGGCCAGGAUCAUGUGGUCUUGGAUUAACCGAAAUGCCCGAGUUGCUGACCUCCUCCAUAUCCUCACUAGCCUCCAACUGCUUCGGGCCCGGGACAUCAUUGCCGGCUGGGACCCCAAACCCCCACCAUUGCCCGCUGCUGCCCCCUCUACCUGCACCCCCACCCCUCCAUGGCCCCCUCCUCACUCAAAGCCUCAAAGUGGCCCAAAGGAGGAGGAAGCCAGGCCUCGAGAGGCAUGCCAGUCUUUCUCCACUUUCCCCUCCCCAGGUUUCCCCUCAGACUCCUGGCCCUCCCCCUGCCCUCCCCCGAGCCCUGCACCCCAAAGGGCCGCUGGGCCACUCAGCUCUAACACCUCCUCUUCUUCCACAAAGCAAGGAGAAGAGAACAAAAUCUCCCCAGUGGAGUAUGCCAGCCCAUCCCCCUUCCGCUGGCCCCUCCUUGAGAUCACCCAGGCCACCCGCAACUUCUCUGAGGAGCUAAAGAUCGGCGAGGGAGGCUUUGGCUGCGUGUACCGGGCGGUCAUGAGAAACACUUCCUAUGCUGUGAAAAAGCUCAAGGAGGACGCAGAGCUGGAAUGGAACACCAUUAAGACAAGCUUCGGCACCGAAGUGGAGAAGUUGUCUCGGUUCCGCCACCCAAACAUCGUGGAUUUUGCUGGUUACUGCAUCCAAGACAACAUCUAUUGCCUGGUCUAUGUUUUCCUCCCCAACGGCUCCCUGGAGGACCAGCUCCACUCUCAGAACCAGAAUCCUUCCCUCCUCUCCUGGGCUCAGAGAGUAGAUAUCUUGCUUGGCACAGCACGAGCCAUCCAGUUCCUACAUCAGGACAACCCUAGUCUCAUUCAUGGAGAUGUCAAAAGCUCUAACAUCCUCCUCGAUGAGAAGUUAGUGCCCAAACUUGGAGACUUUGGCCUGGCCCGCUUCAGCCGCUACUCGGGGGCUGCCUCCGGUAAGAGCAGCUCCCUGGCCCGAACUCAGACUGUUCGGGGCACCCUGGCCUACCUGCCUGAGGAAUAUGUCAAGACAGGAAAGCUGACGGUGGAAAUCGACACCUUUAGUUUUGGCGUGGUGCUGUUGGAAAUCUUGACUGGGUGUCGAGCCAUCGAGACAGACGGGGCUAGAACCAAAUACCUGAAAGAUUUGGUUGAGGAAGAAGAAGAAACUCUGACCUCCUGCAAAGGGAUGGCAACAGGUGCCGGAGUGGACUUGGAGGCCCGGGCUGCCCAGAUCGGCUCGCAGCUUUAUGCAAAGUACACAGACUCCAGGCCUGGAAAGUGCCCCCCAGAGCUGGGCCAGGAGCUAGGACGGCUGGCAUGUCGCUGCCUGCACCGCCGGGGCAAGAGGAGGCCUCCCAUGACCAAGGUAUAUGAAAGUCUAGAGAAGCUCCAGGCCUCAGUGGGGCCGUCUGAGCGAGAAGUUGGCAGCAGGGGCCCGGCCUCACCUCAGGAGGACUCUUACAUGUUUACCCCUAACCCAGCACCCGAUGGUGGAACACCUUUGCUGCACUCCCAGGCCAGGGCAUGGCACCGGCAGCCCCCUCACAUGUCUCUCGGGUCCCGUGCUCAGGACUCCAAGCAGCUCUGGAAUCACCCCAACCAGCCCGUGGAAAGUGACGAGAGCACGCCGGGCCUCUGCGAUGUUCUCAAUUCCUGGAAUUUGAACCAAGACUCACCCUCAGUGCCAAGCUUGCCUGGUGGCCCAGGGGAGAGACCAGAAGCUCAGGCCCUGUGUUCUCUUAGGCAGACUUCCUGUCGACCUGAGGCAGCAGCUUCAGGAGAGAGCUGGGGGAGUCGGACCAAGACAGGCAGCUUGGGACAUGCACAGAACAGCUCUGAAGAGAGCGACACCUCCGAAAGGCCUCAGAUCAUCAUUAACCCUGUUCGCCAGAGGUUUGUCCAGAAACUGGCCCUAUAUGAAAAUGGAGUGCUCAACAGCCUGGAACUCCUUUCCUCCAGCUCCUCCCCAGGUUUGGGGCUGGACGGAGGAAACAAGCAGGGGCCUGAGGAGAGUGAUGAAUAUCAGAGCUGAUUUGUUCAUGUGGACAGAUACCCAGAAAUGGAAAUCAAAGUUCUCAAUGGUUGGACAUUCUCAAAGUACAAGAACACUCAUCUCUGAGUCAGGGGCAGAGAUCAGAAAUCAGAGCGAGCACCCUGGGGGAGGAGGCCUGAGUCAGAACAGGUCCAAAUGCCUUUCUGUCAGGCUCAGCUGUGGCACUGGCCCAAGGGUGUUUACUCUCUCCCAUGGGGCUCUAAGUUUUGUGUCAGACCAGCCCCUAAGGAGAAGACCCUUGCCUGCCUCUAGGGUGUUAGGCCAUGUCUGUUUCAGGGCAUUCCCAGAUUGUAGAGAAGCCUGAAUUGUCUCCUAAGUGGGCUUCCCAUUAGCAGCUGGGUGGGAGGAGAGAAAAACCAAGACAGCUCACCUGGCUCUGAUAGUUCAUGCCUCCUAGGGCCAGACAGGGACACCUUCCACACUUCCUUGGCAAGAUUUAACCCAAAAAUCAGAAGCCUGCUGGCCUUGCCUUGUGGACCCUUUCCUAAAGAAGCGGGCUUGGGAGGCAGCUGAGUAAUGGUACGCUCCCACUCGGAGCCCCCCCCCCCAACACACACACACACACACACACACACACACA
This is a messenger RNA of Gracilinanus agilis (Agile Gracile Mouse Opossum), 2824 nucleotides long. RefSeq names its product interleukin 1 receptor associated kinase 1 (gene IRAK1). The transcript is spliced from 14 exons. Gene Ontology annotation, biological process: protein phosphorylation; signal transduction. The record is from RefSeq and is a predicted model, not a curated record. Gene Ontology annotation, molecular function: protein binding; ATP binding; protein kinase activity. Bases 1 to 2223 code for a protein of 740 amino acids. Gene Ontology annotation, cellular component: plasma membrane. Lineage: Eukaryota; Metazoa; Chordata; Mammalia; Didelphimorphia; Didelphidae.